GACUUUAUCACGAAGAGGACUAAACUAGCUCUUGAGAUACCGUUAUGGCUGUGAAAUAGCGUCGCUCUUCGCCGCAGUGGCUCAGUUGGUGGGAGAUGCCUCCAAUGGAACACGCCAUGCCCAUUUGGACCUUUAUCGCGGUGUUAGCACUCAGCCAAACAUGCUUCGCUCGUUACACAAAAUUCCCUGAAGGGUUUACUUUCGGUGUGGCGACAGCAGCCCACCAAAUCGAGGGCGCUUGGAAUGUCAGCGGAAAGUCCGAAAAUGUAUGGGACCGCUUGUCUCACAGCCGGCCCGAAAUGAUAGCCGACGGAACUAACGGAGACAUUGCUUGCGACUCUUACAACAGAUACCUUGAGGAUGUUGCCGAAUUGGCAUAUUUGGGUGUGGACUUCUAUCGAUUUUCACUGUCGUGGGCCCGAAUCUUACCAAGUGGACGCGUUGAUCUUAUAAAUCCAGAUGGAAUCCGCUAUUACAAUGCUCUCCUUGAUGCUCUCGAAGAGAAGAAUAUAGAGCCAUUGGUUACGCUUUUCCACUGGGACCUACCACAAUCCCUUCAAGAUUUAGGAGGUUGGGCAAAUCCAAAAAUGAUCGACUAUUUCCGCGACUAUGCUGAUGUAUGUUUCCGUGAAUUUGGAAACAGGAUCAAGUCUUGGAUAACUUUCAACGAGCCUUAUGAAAUUUGCGAAGAUGCUUACGGCGACGAAAAGAAGGCACCAGCUAUAAAUAGUCAUGGUGUCGGAAACUACCUGUGUAGCGACACCCUCUUGAAAGCACACGCUGAGGCCUAUCAUUUGUACAAUGAAACCUACCGACCAAUGCAGAACGGCAAAAUAAUGAUCUCCAUCAACUCGAUCUGGUAUGAACCUCAGGAUCCAGAAAAUGCAGAACAAGUUGCUUUGGCUGAGGUAGCUAAUCAAUUUAAGUUCGGAUGGUUUGCCAAUCCUAUCUUCACCGCAGAUGGCGGAUACCCAACGGUCAUGGUCGAAAACGUGGCCAGACAAAGCCAAGCGGAGGGCUUACCGAAACCGCGACUUGAACAAUUCGACAGCUACUGGAUCCAAAGAAUCAAAGGCACUUCGGAUUUCCUCGGAAUUAAUCACUACACGACCCACCUUAUCACUGGAGCUGGUGUCGAUUACUCAGCCCAGUCGCCUUCUUGGUUGAAGGACAUUGGAGCCAUCACUUCAAUGGAAGUUGGUGGAGAUUCCGCCUCAGAGUGGCUCAGAGUUGUCCCUACUGGUUUCGGUAACUUCUUGCGCUGGUGUAAGAGCACAUACAACAAUCCAGCUAUCUACAUAACCGAAAAUGGAUUCUCUGACUUCGGAACAUUGCAAGAUUAUGGGCGCAUUCAGUAUUUCAAUGACUAUCUUACCGAAAUCUUAAACGUCAUAUACGAUGAUGGUGUAAAUGUUCUUGGCUACACAGCGUGGACCUUGAUGGACAACUUCGAAUGGAGAGCUGGAUUUUCCGAACGCUUCGGUUUCUACUACGUAGACAUCACUGAACCUGACCGGCCGAGGACUCCGAAACUAUCCGUGGAGUAUUUCCGCCAAUUGACAGCUAACAGAGAGCUACCUCAGGACGACCGGUUCAAAGACCCCUCCAAGACAAGAAUCGAACUCUAAAUUACUAGGAGAUAUAACACGAAAUAAAAUAAUACGUUGUAUGUAUUAAAACAAAUAUUUAUUUACUUCGUAUAAGAAUAUCGAAUUAUUUACAAUGAAAUUAUUGUAAUAUUACCUUUGACACUUCAUUGUUAUUACAUUGAAACACGUAAUGUUACAUACACUACAGAGAAAACUUGCAUCUGUUAUCAGACUGAAAGAUAUGUUUGUAAAUAAGACUAUACUUAGAAAUAAACGAUAUAUUUUACAUUUAAAAUAUUGUUCUGAGUAUUAUUCUGUCGUCAUCACCGACCAGACUACCAGCAGUGGCCGGGACUGGCAAACUGUAAGCAAUAUGGAAUGUUUCUGAAUGUGUUAUAAGAGCAACCGGUGAUUUAAAAAACUUACGUUUAGGUACCCCGCCUACCACACACGCGUUAAAUUCUUCGCAGCCGCGCAACUAAACGUAUUCAUCUUUCAAUGCUUCAUUCCGCUCCGAGAAGCCGCAAACUAUAAUAUUAGGAAGCUAUCAUACAGCAUGGAACGAAUUACACUUUAAAGAAUAAUAAACCGAACAAUAUGUGAAGUAUCGCAACUUAUGGGAUAUUAAACUAUUACACGAAUACAAAAGUACAACAAACGGAUCUACGGAAUACAAAAUUAAAUGUAUCAAAAACCCAGCACCGUUACCUCUAAUUACAAUAGUUACACAGAUGCUUAUAACUAUUAAAUUAAACUGAAGAUUACAUUUAGUCUUACAAGAAUAAUAGUAUUUUACUAAUAUGGCAAAGUUUUCAAUGUAGCAUUUAAUACAUAAUUAAAGGCAUAAUUUCAUUAACAUAAAUCAAUCAAGCUAUUUGAAUUCAUCACACGCAUAAAAGUAAUAAAACAUCUAAAGACUAGGUGGGCUAAAACACAAUUUUGAGAAAAUUUUAGGUAAGAUAAGUCAAUCAAUGGCAUAAUACUUAGAAAAGAAAAAAGUAAAGAAACACUUGUAAAUAGUAUCAGUCGGCCCCGGUCGGUAAGCCAUGAUAAAAGAAAAUACAUUGCCGAUGAAUUCCACAAAUGUUAUUCGACUGGUGCUUAUCAUAUACGAGUAAAUAUACGUCAAAUAUAUCAAUUCGUUCAUAUUGCACGUACUGCCACAUUUACUAGCUUCAUAAAUGACAAAUGCACCACAUGAAGUGAUUGUAAAAUUAACUGAACUUAUUUCAGAAGCACUAUAAUCACAUUUUCUACUAAAAUCGCAUUCUUCUUGAGGCAACUAGUCGGGUUCCCGGUACACUUUCAUUGUAAGCUACUAUUCAGCAACGUUAACCUUACAUAUCGCUCACAUGUCUAACACUAUAGCACUAUAAAUGUAAAUAUAUAAUAGUUGCCAACGCAAUUAUAA
Molecule: messenger RNA, 3000 nt
Organism: Amyelois transitella
Lineage: Eukaryota; Metazoa; Arthropoda; Insecta; Lepidoptera; Pyralidae
Product: myrosinase 1
Exons: 9
Coding region: 96-1628 (510 amino acids)
Biological process (GO): carbohydrate metabolic process
Molecular function (GO): beta-glucosidase activity
Source: RefSeq, a predicted model, not a curated record